GCUCUGCGAAAGUUUGCAGGAAAAGUUUCAAGCUGUCACUGGCUGUCGGGAGGAGGCUGAUGGAGGACAGAAGGAGCAGGGAGCGACGCACAAACACGCUGAAAACACAAUAAAAACAGGGAGAGAAUGCAACAAAAACGCCCCGUGGAGACAGACGAUGUCCAGGCCUGAGCCGGAGGAGUUUUAUGAGACUGUCACAGAUUAAAGCAGGGUCGCAGCAAAAGCGAACGAAAGUGCAGCUCCAGAUGGAAAUCAUUUGAAUUGACAGCCGACCGCGCCGUGAGGAAAGGCAGUAAAUGUUUGUGAAGUACUUGCUCCCACCGUCCUGACAACAUGCGCUGCGGGCUUCACGCUUUUGGACAAAGAGCGGCUCCCAUUCACUGCUUCAUCGCGCUGCUGAUGGUCCUGGAAAGCUGCAAAACUCUGGGACUGUCACAUGAACCAGACGGGUCUCUGCAGGACCUGCCUCAGUAUGAAGUGGUUCACCCCACCAGAGUGGAUGCCAGAGGUCACUUCCUGUCCAACUUCCUGUCUCACCACGCUCGCCGUGUUCAGCGCCGGGACGCCGCAGAGGAACCGCCGGAUGUGGACCGGGUUUUCUACCAGUUCUGGCACGGCGGCCACAUCUUGCACUUUAACCUCACCCUGAACAGACACCUGCUGGCCCCGGGCUUCCUGACGGAGAGGAGGUACGGCGGCCUGGACGGAGCCCACAUCCUUCCUCCUGGAGCCUUCCGGUGCCAUUUCUUAGGAGAGGUGUGGGACGAGGCCGUUGUUAGAGGAAGUGCAGCUAUAAGCGCCUGUGACGGACUGACGGGGCUCUUCAAGCUGUCUGACGAGGAGUUCUUCAUUCAGCCUCUGGAGAAGCAGAGCGUCGACACCUCGGCUCCACAGGCUCACGCCGUCUACAAACGCCACGCCUCUCCUCCCCCCUGGAGUCCAGUCGUGCAGCCCAUCUCAGGGAAACAAGCUCGCAACGGUACUUGUGGAAAUCAAAACUCCCAUCGAAGUUUAGAAGACGUCGAGCGGCAGCGAGAGCGAUGGGAGCUCCGGCAGCAGAGGAGGAGGAGGAGGAUCCGCCAACGCUCCAUCAGCAAAGAGAAGUGGGUGGAAACGCUGGUGGUGGCCGACCCCAAAAUGGUCGACCAUCACGGGAGCAAAGCUGUGGAAAGCUACGUCCUGGCUGUCAUGAACAUUGUGGCGGGGGUGUUCAGAGAUGCCAGUAUUGGAAAUGCAAUCAACAUUGUGGUUGUUCGACUCAUCCUACUGGAGCAGGACGAGGGUGACUUAAAAAUUACACACCACGCUGACAACAGCCUGAACAGCUUCUGUAAGUGGCAGAAGAAGCUGAACAUGAAGGGAGACGAGCACCCGCUGCACCACGACGUGGCCGUUCUUCUCACCAGGAAGGACAUCUGUGCAUCCAUCAACACGCCUUGUGAGACUCUGGGUUUGUCUCACGUGGCCGGGAUGUGUCAGCCGCAUCGGAGCUGCAGCAUCAGCGAAGACACCGGCCUCCCAUUGGCCUUCACUGUAGCGCACGAGCUGGGACACAACUUUGGGAUUCAGCAUGAUGGCAACGGUAAUGACUGUGAACCCAUUGGGAAACGACCUUUCGUCAUGUCUCCACAGCUCCUGUACGGCACCUCCCUGCCCAGGUGGUCACGCUGCAGCCGCCAGUACAUCACCCGCUUCCUAGAUCGAGGCUGGGGCUGGUGUCUGGACGAUGCUCCGGGGAAGGACCGGCUGUCCCUGUCCACGGUGCUUCCUGGGGUUCUGUACAGCGCUGUCCAUCAGUGCCGGCUGCAGUAUGGAUCUGGGUCGGUGCUCUGCGAUGACAUGGACAACGUCUGCAGCACUCUGUGGUGCAGCGUGGGAACAACCUGCCACUCAAAGCUGGACGGAGCUGUGGACGGAACCAGCUGUGGAGACGGAAAGUGGUGUUUCAGCGGGGAGUGUGUCGCGGUGGGAUUCCAUCCAGAGAAAGUGGACGGCGGCUGGGCGUCCUGGAGCGAGUGGUCGGCCUGUUCCAGGACAUGUGGGGCCGGAGUCCAGAGUGCAGAAAGAGACUGCGAUAACCCCGUUCCAAAGUACAGAGGGAAAUAUUGUCUUGGAGAGCGACGAAGGUACAAGAUCUGCAACACGGCUCCAUGUCCUGAAGACCUGCCCACCUUCAGAAACAUCCAGUGUAGUCAUUUCAACACGCUGCCCUACAAAGGAAAGUUCUACAAGUGGGAAUCGGUCAUCAACAGAGUCAGCCCCUGUGAGCUGCACUGCCGUCCUCUGAACGAACAUUUCUCUGAGAAGCUGCGGGACGCCGUGACCGACGGGACGCCGUGCUACGAAGGCAACAAAAGCCGAGAUGUGUGCAUCAACGGCAUCUGUAAGAACAUCGGCUGUGAUUACGUGAUCGACUCCAACGCUGUGGAGGAUCGCUGUGGGGUCUGUCACGGGAACGGAUCGACCUGUACGACCGUGAGGAAAACAUUCCAAGAGAGUGAAGGACUCGGGUACGUGGACAUCGGGCUGAUCCCAGAGGGAGCCUGGGACAUUCGGAUCGAGGAAGUGGCCGAAGCUGGGAAUUUCUUGGCGCUCCGAGGCGACAGCCCCAACAGGUACUUUCUGAACGGCGGCUGGACGAUUCAGUGGAACGGAGAGUACAAGGCAGCCGGAACCGUGUUCACCUACGAGAGGACGGGCCACCUGGAGAACCUGACGUCACCUGGACCCACCAUGGAGCCGCUGUGGAUUCAGCUUCUCUUCCAGGAGACCAAUCCAGGAGUGCGGUACGAAUACACCAUCAGUCAGAACGUCUCCGAGGACGACAGCAUCCCAGCGUCGCUUUUCUCAUGGAAGUACGGUUCAUGGACUGAGUGCAGCGUUACCUGUGGAGCAGGUGUUCAGAGGCAGAUUGUUCACUGUGUGGAAAAGACAACGGGGAUAGUUGACGAGCAUUUCUGCGACCCUUUGACCCGACCUGACGAUAACCAGACCAGCUGCAGCCGGGAUCCCUGUCCGGCCACAUGGUGGGUUGGCGAGUGGCAGAAAUGCUCGGCGAGCUGCGGGAGCUCGGGUCUGUCUAAAAGGACGGUUCUGUGCAUCCAGGCGGUCAGCGUGGAGGAGCAGGAAGCCCUGGAGCCCAGCGACUGUGAACACAUCCCCAAACCUGAAUCGCUGUCCUCCUGCAACACUCACAUCCCCUGUCCGGCCGACUGGACCGCUGGCGGCUGGUCGAAGUGUUCGCUGACUUGUGGAAGUGGAGUUCGUCACCGUAAUGUAACCUGCUCCAGAAACACAGGCGUCGACUGCGACCCGCUGAAGAAACCUCCAGGCGUCGCCGCCUGCUUCGUCCAGGACUGUCCGCAGGUUGUGGAUAACUUCGGAGGCAUCGACUGGUCUGGGAGCGGCUGGUCCAGCAAGGAAGUGCUCAAUGAAAUCAACCCCAUACCUGAAGUCAAACCUCCUCCCAAAUACGCCACCAGAGCCCAGCCGAGAAUCCACAACGACCUCAACAGCGUGGUUGAAGGAGACUUCCACUACCACAACAACAUUGAAAAUAUCGAUAAUUCUCAAGAAAACCGCGUUCAAGUGGAUGAUUUUUACUAUGACUACAACUUCAUCAACUUCCAUGAAGACUUGUCAGAUGACUUUGAGGAUAGCGUUCCACUGGAGACUCUGCCGACCCCCAGCGUGAAACAAAAUGCUGACGUGGAAACUCCAGAAGCUCCCAUUCCUACAGCCUCAAAGGCCACUGCCUACACACUGAGAACUGCAGAACCGCAGAGCACAGCAGUGCAAAGAGGGCAGGAGACUAGAAAUACAGCAAGAAAAGAAACCGAUUCUGAAGAUGUGGAUGACUUUCUUUCUGAGGACUAUCUUCUGCCUGUGCAUACGACUCACACGCCAACAUUCAGAGACACACACGGCAAACUGUGGAGGCCUGAAAACACGAGCACAAAGCCUGGUCUGGUUUUCUCUACAAAGCAGCCCACACAGGAUGUGAAAUGGGGGCAACAUGGAGAGGAGGCUGAAAAGGAUGUCAGUGUGAGUCCAGAACAUGCUGCUACUACUCCCAGACAUCCCACUACACUCACUGCUAUUGUCUCUACAACAGCGAGUUCUCAGGAGACGGAUGAACGUCACCAUUAUGAGUAUAUCUAUGCAGAUCAGGAUGACUUGGAGAGUCCAGAACCUUUAGGACCUCCCACGCCAGAAACUAUAAUUCAGGUUCAGGCUGAAAUCCCACUGGAUGAAAACGCUUCGGAAAUACCUCAAACAACCACUCGGUCUGCAAUAAUUCCAGUUUCCUUCACCCUGGAGGAUUCGGACAUGGCUAAGACUCAUUUUAAUCCAAUAUAUACCACUAGUGAUGCUAAUUUAUGGAAUACUGACUCGGACCUCGGUGCGACCUCGCCUCCUGCCUCUGAGAAAUCGACUCCUCUCCCUAUUCCCUUUCUGCUAAACUCAGGUAACCAAGAGGCCUCUGAUCCCACAUCAUUAACUGGAACAGAAAUCAUACCUCCUACAGACCUGGACGGAGCUACUCGGCCUUCUCCAGAUCACUUCCUGACCGCUACAACGGAACCGAUAACUACAAAUCCUGCUUUCACUGAAACAACUGGAACCGGUUCUGCAUUUGACUUUGACUAUAACGAAAUAGUCGUUCCUCCGGUGGUGAGCAGCAGCAUUAGCGGUGAUCCUGACCCUUCGUACCGGCUUCCAACAGGCACAGAAUCCACUCCCGAGUACUUGGUAACGCUCGUACAGCAUGUUGAACCACCAACACCUGCUGUGUCCGUCUCCUCAACCCACCCACCUCUUCUGUGGACACUUCCUGUGGCAGCAUCCGUUCCAACAUCAGCCUCCACACAAGCCACCAGAGCUGCCUACUGGGUUGCCGGCAACUGGAGUGCUUGUUCCACCACUUGUGGUCUGGGGGCUAUCUGGAGAACUUUGGCUUGCAGCACCGGAUCAGAGUCUGACUGCGAUCCGGCCAAGAGGCCUGCCCCGGCCCAGCGGUGUUACCUGAGGCCCUGCUCUACCUGGAAGGUUGGGGAGUGGAGUAAGUGCUCCAAGAGCUGUGAAGGCGGCAUCACAUUAAGAGACGUUCAUUGUUUUGACCUGAGGGAUCAGAGGCCCCUGCGACCUUUCCACUGCAGAGCCAUGUCCUCCAGACCACAAACCCAAAUGCCCUGCAACCUUCAGCCAUGCCUGCAGUGGUACGCCUCCUCCUGGGGUCAGUGCUCUGAGGUGUGUGGAGGAGGCGAGCAGCAGCGGAUCGUCACCUGUCCAGAGGACGAUCGAUGCGACAGAGACGUCCAGCCGAGCAGCAUCCAGCCGUGUAACACCCAGCCGUGUGCUCAGUGGCUGACGGGAUCCUGGGGACAGUGUUCGGCCUCCUGCGGCGGCGGAGUUCAGCAUCGACUCAUCAAAUGCGUGGACACCAAGGCCGAGGCGGAUGAAGAGGUGGAUCAGGACCGGUGUGACCACGAGCCGCCGCCUGACAGCAGCAAAAAGUGCAACCUGCAGGAGUGUGAGAGCGCCCCCUCUGGAGCAGUCUGCCUUCGCGAUCGCCUCUCGUUCCGGUUCUGUCAGACCCUCCGCUGGCUCGGCCGCUGCCUCCUGCCCAACGUUCAGUCGCAGUGCUGUAAAACCUGCAGCCAGCGCUCCCGAUCCAGCGGCACGUCCCGCCACCGAGGUGCAGCUAAAUAACCACUCACACCGCCAACGACAGGAGCACUGAUCGAACCACUGAGUCAUUUAAAGUCUGAGCCCUCUCCUGGUUUCCUCCAGUUAUCUUCUGCAUGUUUGCGCUGAUGGAGUCAAAUGUGCAGAACUGAAAUUAUCUGGGAAUGUAAUAAUCAAAAAGCAGGACAGUGAGAUUGUAAAUAUUUGUUUGCACUUUUUAUACUACAGUUUGACUAGUUCCGUGACUCCAGAUUUCUUUGUAGAAGGUUACGUAGCCAGCGUAGUGAUGUUUUAUAACACAUGUAGACAAACCACUCAUUAACCUCUGUGGUUGGUACAACAGCAGCAAAAACUGUACAGGUUCAACCAGCAUAAUGAAGCAGAAAGUACGUGGUGCAUAAAUGAUUCAUGUGAUGUAGGAAUAACUGACUGUUUGCUAAGCCCCGCCUCCUUAAAGGAUGAUUCCAGUUUAUUUCAACCGGCUGUAUCUCUGAUUCAUGUGUCUGCUGCAGCUCUGUGGGUCGUGCUAACUUUAAAUUUUCUUCCUGCUUUGUAGAGAUCUAAGGAAACAAGGAGUCAAAAUGGUGUAUAAGGGGCCAAAAGUGCAAAAAUGAGGCGUAAAAACAAGAAACGAAAUGACAAAAAAUGAGACAAAUGACAAAAAUGGGAUAAAAAAUUACACAAAACGACAAAACACACAACAGUGAAUAAAGCAAAACACCAAAUGACAAAAAUAAGACAACUGAAGCGAGACAAAAAGGAAACACGACAAAAACAUGAGACAAAUGACAAGUUAGAGGGAAAAAAGCCAAAAAAACAACAUAAACAAGACAAAAUAUUAUAAAAAUGUGACACAAAAUGACAAAAAUAUGACAAAAAAGUUGCAAAGUGACAGAAAAAUGGACAAAUGACAAAAAGAGACAACAAAUUACAUAAAUGACGAGACAAAAAUGGACAAAAGCGAGAAAUAAAACGACCAAAAAAAGGCAACACAAACAAGACAAAAACACACAAAACAACACAAACGAUGCUCAAAACAACGAAUAAGACGAAACACAAAAUGACAAAAACAAGACAAAAAAAGUGAGACAAACCCAAAACGACAAAAACACGAAACAAACGACAAAAGUCAGACAAAAAACAACAAAAACAACAAAUCUAGUGUUUUACUUUAUGAUCAAAAUAACUUGUCAUGGUCUAGAAAUGAUUUUACAUUUAUAGUUUUACUAAUUAUGAUAAACAUUGACAGGAUGUUUCAUCUCCCCAAAAUCAACUGGAAGGAGAAACAAAAGUUGGACACAUGAUGUAAAGUUGGUUACGAUGAGUAAAGAUGUAUUUUAUGUACUGGAUAUCUUGUUUGCUACGGCACAAACAAACCAGUUACCAGCAGUAAUUCCUGAUGCUGAUUUCUGCUUCUUACAAUCGAUCAGACUUGAAAGCAAACUUUUAAAGUGAUUUGUGACUCUCUAAUCUCUUUAGAAGCUGCAGGGAGCUAACUCAUGUGUGCUGUUUACAAAACAAGCGCAAAGUGCCGUCCAUUGAUGUGAAAUCCAACAGGUUGAAAUAAACUGCAGUCAUCCUUCAUUUACUGUUGCUACAGACGCUUGCUUUGCACUUAUUCAGUUUACAUAACAGUGGUGGGUUUAGCGUUAAAGUCUCAUCAGUCUGACAGAAGCAGGUUCUCGUUUUUAGUCGGUUUCCUUCGAUUUUUCUGAAAUUACAGCCAUUAGCUCCACAAGCUGUUUAAAAACUCAACCUCAGGCUGACUUGUUCAUGUUUGAAGCUAACUUGUUUGAAAGAAACCCUUGAAUCACGUCCUAAUGUGCAGUAGAUGGUGACAGACAGGACAGCGGCCUGACCGAGGCUGAAGCUGCAUCAUCACCAGGAGAUGUUUCAUGCAGAAGACACGGCAACGAAGAAGUCACAUCGUUACUGAAUGGCAGAGAAGAACCACUUAACCUUAUUACUGAAUGUUACGUACGAUGUGGACAAACAACCCAACGGUUUGUUAAACAGAACCAUCUGAUCCAGAGUCCAAUCUUUAUGCUCCACAGCAAACUGAUCAGUGGUUUUCUUAGAGCUACAGCUGGUUAGUCCCAAUCCUUUGAGUUCCCUUCAUGUGGAAAUGUUCUUACUUUCUCUAUUAAACAGCUGUGAGUUCUACUGUUGGUUUCCUACAAUCAUGUAAGAGAUUAUUCCUGAAGAUGAUGGUUCUCCACCAUCCUUCAGGUUUUAAUGACGCGUUGCACGGUUCUUAAACUGAUUUUAGUCGUUUCAUUUCCUUAGUUGUUUUCUUAGCAUGAUGCCGGCCAAUGAUUUGACCCUUCUGAGACAGAUUAACAUCCUUUAUGACCACAGGAUGUGUCUUCCAUCAUGGUUGUUUCAGAAAUAAGAAGCUCCUCACUGCAUCAGCUGUGGUUAAAGAAGUUGUUUCAUCACUGCAGUAAUUAUCCAAUGGAAGGCUCUUAUCUGUUUGCUUCGUUAAAUCCAGGUGGUGAUUUUUUUCUCUUUUUUUUUGGGCAGGCAGUGUAUUUCAGAAGAUAGCAGGCACUUUCAAGAAAUAUGUAGCUGGUGAUUGGAUGAACCAUCUGUCAACAUCCAUCACAGGCUAACCAGUAAACCUUCAUAGGAUACUAACCAGUAGAUACCCAUGUUCAAUGGAAUAUGGGUAUCUUUUGACCCAUGUUGUGCAUCAAAGGGUUAAAAAGAUCUCCGUCCAAAGGAGCACUAUGGAAUAGUUUCAGAGAUGAUCUCCAUCCAUCCUGUGACCGUUAAUGUCCACUGAGCAUGCAUGUGCUGGUGCACACAGGAAGUAAAAGGUUGGUUGUUUAGUUGUAGAGUCCCAUGAUAGAAGUGUGACCAAUCAGAGGACAUGUCAUGACUGAUAAGAACCAAUCAGGAAGCAAUGUAAGUGUCUGUGUAAUCAUUCUCCGUUUCUACCUGACUAAAUGUCAAAACUGCAAACGGAAAGUCAGAAAAUUAUUGCAGAAGGUCAGAAGUGUGGACGAAUCUGUCUUUUUAAAAAAAAAAAAAAAUUUACAUAAAGACGAGGCUUAAUUUGUGGCUAAAGGUCAUAUUUUUCCCGCAGUAUGUCUCUACUUUUAAUAAUAAAGGAGAUUAGGCUGCAGGGUUUGCUGGACUGUGUGAGUGGAAUCAUGCAGAACUGACCUUCACUCAGUGGACUUCCUUCUAGUGAUUAAGACUUUGUCACAAAAUAUGUAACCUCAUCAGUGAAGCAGCUCGCUAACGGCACACAACUUUUGACAUUGGAAGGAACAAUGAGUUACUCUAGAUAGCUGUAGUUAGCUUGACAUACAGAGACUUGCAGCUGAAGUGAAAUGUUUGUGGACUUUGUGUUUUAAAGACCACCCACCAGGUUUUACCAUUAAUUGCUUUUACUCUGUUCAUCGUCCAAAGCUCCACAGUUUGCCAGCUGUCAGUAGUGAAGAGGAGGGGUGUUAGUGGACGGUCAGUCGGGCUGUUUACGUCUACUGCAUCUUGUAAAAAGCCUUUUUGAAGUCGUAUCUUUAACGAGCUUUCAACACACACAUUUGUAAAAGUCACAAAGUAAAGUGUAAAUGUGAAAAGCAAAAGCUGCAGGAGAUGUUUGGUGCUAGAGGCCGUUCGGGUCGGGUGUUGGCAGGCCCAGUGCCUUUUUACUUGACUGUCAUUUAAUAUUAGGGUUUCUAUUAAACCGCUUCAUUCAAACAUGAGUCAAAAUCAAGAUGUGCUGUUUGAAAUGAGUGUGAAAAUGUUUGAAACUGAAGGAAACUGUCACAGAAAAGCAUCCUAUUCUGUCAUCUGUGACAUCUGAUUUUAAAAAUGGAAUGUCUUCGGUACAGCUAUAUUGAACUUCCUUAAGAAGAAAAGGGAAAAAAAUCUCCAUGUUUUCUUCAGGCGAGUUAUCCAGGGACGGCUUAGUGUCGUUCCAUCCCUCACAGGUAGAAAACAUAAGCUAUAUCUGGUAAUUGACUUUUCAUGUGUAUUCAAAUGAAAUUCAGCAUUUCUGGUGUAUAAAUAUAAUAUGUCAACAUAUAAAUUCUUUUUUUACAGUGAUGCUCAUUAUGUUCCAUUUCUCAAAAUUGCAUUGAUCUUUAAUUGUCCUCGAGAUUCAGUUGAUUGUCUGAUGACCUUCUCCUUCCUUGGUUACCGUUGCUACGUCUGCCGAGUUUUUAAUCGUCAUGCAGCACAUGUAGGGUUCAGGGAUAACUGUGGCAGGUUUUACGAUUAAAAUAAGACUUCAUUUUUACAAGAGUGAGUCCUCAAUGUCUUGCAGAAGGUGAGCUGGCGCCGGCAGAUCUAAUUUGAGGAAGAAGUUGAUCAGACUCCACCAACUCGGAGCUUUUUGAUGUUUCCAGCUGUUCUGAUGUGUAUUCAGCAGCUCCGUACCAUCCCUGCCUAUAAUAGCCCGUAUGUGGCCUUUUCCCCUGAUGAGAAAUAAAGAAGCUCAUUAGAAA
Messenger RNA from Acanthochromis polyacanthus (spiny chromis), 10145 nucleotides. RefSeq names its product A disintegrin and metalloproteinase with thrombospondin motifs 7. The transcript is spliced from 24 exons. NCBI's taxonomy places the organism in Eukaryota, Metazoa, Chordata, Actinopteri, Pomacentridae. Gene Ontology annotation, molecular function: metalloendopeptidase activity. Gene Ontology annotation, biological process: proteolysis; extracellular matrix organization. The coding region runs from base 334 to 5712 and encodes 1792 amino acids. Gene Ontology annotation, cellular component: extracellular matrix. The record is from RefSeq and is a predicted model, not a curated record.